AUGGACGGAGUGCCAGUGCGCUUCCACGCAGCGCUCGGGGACAACAUGGUGGCCACGACGAAGCCGCUCGCCUUCUCCAUCGAAAGGAUUAUGGCCCGGACGCCGGAGCCCAGGUCCAUCAUCCCGGGUCCGAACGCGUUCCACGCUCCCGCGAGCAAAGCGGAGCCGAAGCACGCGCUGCACGCGCUGCACGCGCACCCCGCCUCGCUCCACUGCGUGAUUCCCUUCGUGCCGCUGGCGUGCGAGCCGGGCGACAGAGUGAGCCUCGCGGGACCCGAACCGAACCCCUUCGACGCGUCUUCUUACAGCUCAGCCGAGCUCACGGACAGCAAUGCGGACUUCAAAGGCGCACACGCGGGCGCGAGCCCGAGCCCGAGCCCGUGCGUGGGCCACUACAAACUUUUCCGUCCGCGGGUCAUAAACCACUCUUCUUUCCAGGCCAUGGGCACCGUGUGCUACCUCAACUGCGGGGAAAGUGCGUGUCCUCCGCCGGCGGGUAUCCUCAACAUCCACCCCAUGGCCGCGUCGUACCUGCUGAGCCCACUCCACGCGCGACAGAAGGCCUUCCUGUCGGAGAGGAACAAGGCGGCCCCGGGCGAGGACAGGUACCCGUGCGGAGUCUCUUUCAAAGAGCUGUCCCACACUCACCUGCAGCACUACGUGAAGGAGAAGCUCUUCAAGAACUCCUCCAAGGUGACCUGCGUGUCUCCAGGCAACAAGCCCAAAGUGUUCACGUGCGAAGUUUGCGGGAAGGUUUUUAAUGCCCAUUAUAAUUUAACCCGUCACAUGCCGGUGCACACGGGCGCGAGACCGUUCGUGUGUAAAGUUUGCGGGAAAGGAUUCCGGCAGGCGAGCACACUGUGUCGGCACAAAAUCAUCCACACACAGGAAAAACCUCACAAAUGCAACCAGUGCGGAAAGGCGUUUAACCGGAGCUCCACUCUGAACACUCACACGCGGAUCCACGCGGGAUACAAACCCUUCGUGUGCGAAUUCUGCGGGAAGGGAUUUCACCAGAAAGGUAACUACAAGAACCACAAGCUGACGCACAGCGGGGAGAAGCAGUUCAAGUGCAGCGUGUGUAACAAGGCCUUCCACCAGGUGUACAACCUCACCUUCCACAUGCACACGCACAACGACAAGAAGCCCUUCACGUGCCCCACGUGCGGCAAGGGCUUCUGCCGGAACUUCGACCUGAAGAAGCACAUCAGGAAGCUGCACGACGUUUCCCCGGGGCGCCGGUCCCCGCAGGGCGUGAGCGCGCUCGGUGCCAAAGGGGAGCCGGCGGAGAGACCGUGA
Scleropages formosus (Asian bonytongue) is the source of this 1299-nucleotide messenger RNA. Its product is annotated as fez family zinc finger protein 1-like. The transcript is spliced from 4 exons. Gene Ontology annotation, cellular component: nucleus. Gene Ontology annotation, biological process: regulation of transcription by RNA polymerase II. The record is from RefSeq and is a predicted model, not a curated record. NCBI's taxonomy places the organism in Eukaryota, Metazoa, Chordata, Actinopteri, Osteoglossiformes, Osteoglossidae. Gene Ontology annotation, molecular function: DNA-binding transcription factor activity, RNA polymerase II-specific. Bases 1 to 1299 code for a protein of 432 amino acids.